CCAUUUUCUCUCAAUCUGUAACCCAUUUUCACCACUAAAAAUUUUCUCUUCAGUUUCACAGCAAUUUGAGUGAGAUUUUAAGAAUUCUUCAUGGCGGCGAAGGAGAAGACAAAUAAGGCUGUUAAUGGAGUUAAGGAUAAGGCUAAUAAGGCUUUUAAUGGCGUUAAGGAGGUGCACUACAGGGGCGUGAGGAAGAGGCCUUGGGGCCGUUACGCGGCGGAGAUUCGAGAUCCCGGGAAGAAGAGCCGUGUAUGGUUGGGAACGUUCGACACGGCGGAGGAGGCGGCUCGUGCAUACGACGCCGCCGCUCGUGAGUUCCGUGGGUCUAAAGCUAAAACUAACUUCCCUUUACCUUCGGAUGUCCACAGCCCUAGCCAGAGCAGCACCGUGGAGUCAUCAAGCGUCAUAGCAAUCAAUACUCAACCGCCGGUUGAGCUUGACCUCACGCGCCUCCUUGGAGUAAAUUCCACCGCUACUGCUGUGAAUGGGUAUCAGUUUUUUCAUUACCAGCCAGCCAUGGCGGUUUCGCCCACUGGACGUCCGGUUCUGUACUUCGAUCCUCCGCCAGAAUACCGGCUGAAUACGGCGGCGGUUCACUUUCCCAAGAGCGGCGACGGCGGCGCUCAGAGUGAUUCUGAUUCUUCUUCUGUUGUUGAUGAGAAUCAGAUAUAUACAAAGAGAGUUUUGGAUUUUGAUCUUAAUCUACCACCUGCCAUGGAUGAAGCUUGAAUCUUCACAGUGAAAGAGACUGACUUUUGAUUGUAAAUACAUAAAAAUAUUAUUGUGUUUUUAAUUAUCAGAGACUUCUAAUUUCUCUGAUUGUUUAUCACAAUUGUAAUCGGCAAUUAGGGCUUCUGAUUCAAUGCAAUAUUUAAAUUAACUUGCUUUUGGUUA
This is a messenger RNA of Olea europaea var. sylvestris, 894 nucleotides long. RefSeq names its product ethylene-responsive transcription factor 4-like. The record is from RefSeq and is a predicted model, not a curated record. Lineage: Eukaryota; Viridiplantae; Streptophyta; Magnoliopsida; Lamiales; Oleaceae. Gene Ontology annotation, biological process: regulation of DNA-templated transcription. Gene Ontology annotation, molecular function: DNA-binding transcription factor activity; DNA binding. The transcript has a single exon. The coding region runs from base 91 to 729 and encodes 212 amino acids.